This is a messenger RNA of Camellia sinensis, 1713 nucleotides long. NCBI's taxonomy places the organism in Eukaryota, Viridiplantae, Streptophyta, Magnoliopsida, Ericales, Theaceae. The record is from RefSeq and is a predicted model, not a curated record.
AUGAUCUUAUUGAUCCUGUCCAAUCAGCUUUUGUCCCUGGUAUGGUGUGAUGAUGAAGCUGUCUUAAUCCGUGUAGAAUACCAAGGUCUUCCUGCUAUAUGCCAACACUGUCAGAUUUUUGGGCAUGAGAUUGCUAAGUGUGUUUCAACCCAGGUUGCCCACUUGAUCUCCUUACAAAAAAACACUGAGGAGCAAACUACGGAGUUGGUAGAUGAGUGGACAACUGUUACAGCUAAAGGUAAAAGAAAGGUGGGAGAACCAGAACCAGUUCUCAGCCCCAUCUUGGAGGAGGAAACAAAUCCUAUCAACAUGAUAGUGGAGUUGGCUCCUAACCCUGUGGUAGAGGAGGCUCCUCAACCUUACCAAGCAGUGGUGGAUCUCUCAGAAGGUUCGGAGGAGAUUAAUGCAGUGAUGGACCCGGCUAAAGAAAUGGACAAGUUUACAGAAAAAGUUCUGGAAAUCACGAAGCUGGUUAUUCCUCAGACAGCUGAGCACAUGGAGUCAGUGAUCGCUGAAGUCAAGUUGGCAAGGGAAAUAAAAAAAGCUUCUACUCACCAAGUAGCUAAUCAGAUGAGUGGUAAGUCCUCUGGCAAAGGUACUAGCAGCCAGAGGAGGAAGAAAAGAGGGUUGAAUGACCCUUCUAAACAUAAGGAAAUUAAAAAUUUGGUUCUCAAUGAAAAUAUCAAUGUCAUGGGUGUUUUGGAGACUAAGAUCAAACAAAUAACGGAGUUGGCUACAAAUGAUGUUUUUUUUGCAACUUUUGUUUAUGCUGAAAAUAAACACAAUUUAAGACUUCCUCUUUUUGAGAGUUUGGCUCAGAUCUCCCGGGCUAAAUCCAAAUCCCCCAGUAUUUUUUUGGGUGAUUUCAAUGCUACUAGAAUCCGUCAGGAAAAAGUGGAGGGGUCUUCAAACUGGUCUUCUGAGCAUGAGGCGUUUAAUACCUGCAUAAAUGAGUCUGAAUUGGCUGAGCUUUCCUAUGGGGGAUGCCAGUUCACUUGGUCUAACAAAAGGUGUGGUGGUGAAUACAUAGCCACGAAAAUUGAUAGGGUGUUAAUCAAUGAGGCUUGGUUAGACAAAUUUCCUGAGUCUACUGCCUUCUUUCUCCCUUCAGGGGUCUCUGAUCACUCCCCUGCUAUGGUCAACACAUCUAUUGCUAAGACCUCUUUCAAAAAACCUUUUAAGUUCUUUGAUUGUUGGUCUAAACAUCCGGAGUUUAUCUCUACUGUGUCCUCCUCUUGGAAUCAAUAUAUUAGAGGUGUCCCUAUGUUUCGAGUGUAUCAAAAACUGAGGCAACUCAAGGUCAAACUCAAACUCCUAAACAAAAAGGACUUUAGCGAUAUAUCGCUCCGUGUUCAAGCAUCAAAGACCAAUUUGGACCUUCUCCAAUUUAAAUUAGAUAAGGACCCAUUGAAUUGUGUGCUUCAAGGUCAGGAGAGGGAGGAGCAUAAGAAGUAUUUAGAUCUUAGACAGGUGGAAGAGAGUCUUGCCCUUCAGAAAUCUAGAAUCCAAUGGCUCGGGCUUGGGGAUAAGAAUAGUAGCUUCUUUUUUAGAACUGUCAAAAGUAAUAUAAAUAGGGGGAAGAUUCUGAGUGUUGAUAUGGGUAAUGGCCUUAGAUCCACUGAAAGUGGUGACAUUCACAGUGCUUUCAUUCAGUACUUCACUAAUCUUUUUGGUUCCCCUUUUGAGGAUGAGUAUCAAAUCCCUAAGCGAUAA